GUGCCCUGUAGGACUUUGCCCCUCCCUGCAGCACAACAGUCAGAGGAACACUAACUAACUACACACACUCGGCUCCUGUGAUGUGAAUGAGAGAGGGAGAGACAGUUCUGUGGAAUAAGAAGACUCGAACUGAGCAACAUCAAGUCCCAACUUGAGCGCCCGACAGCCCGACGCGCACAGUUAACGCCCAGGCCGGGCGAGGGGCGGGGAGAAGCGGGAGGCUGUGCCAGUGAGAGGGCAUGAACACAACAGCCUCUGUUUCACUGGGAAUCAACGAACGCAAGCUUGUGUAAGGAAGACAGAGCUUUUUGCAUGGUCGAGACACAACUGUGGAAUGGACAGUUCAGGGUCCUGGUCGGAGAAUUCUAAUCCUGAAGGAAUCUUGGCACAAUCAGGGAAGAAAGCCAAAGGCAAAGCGCCUCUUCCUCCAGGAGAAGGAAAAUACUCAGACAAUUCCCCAUCAUUUGAUUCUUCCGACAGCCAUCAUUUCAGCAUGGACCAGAAGGAAAACAUAACUGAUCAAACCAUUGAGCUUACUGUAGUUCUUCCUGGGGAGAAGACCGCAAUGGCUAUGGUUCAUGGCAGCAAACCAGUGCUCGACCUGCUGAUAUUUCUGUGCGGACAGUAUCAUUUAAACCCAUCCUCCCACACUAUAGACCUGAUUUCAUCAGAGGGAAGCCAGAUCAAGUUCAAGCCAAACACACCAAUUGGAAUGCUGGAAGUGGAUAGAGUGGUUUUAAAAUCAAAAAUUCCAGAUGACAAAAAUAAAAAGCCCUUUCCUGCUGCACCAGAGCAAACUGUUCGAGUUGUGAUAAAUUACAGGAAAACACAGAAGACUGUAAUGAGAGUUAGCCCACAAAUUCCACUUCAUGAGUUCUUUCUCUCAAUCUGCAAUAAGUGUGAGUUUGAUCCUGUGCACACUGUGCUGCUAAAGGACCAUAAGUCACAAAGGCCCCUGGAUUUAACCAAGUCUUUAAAUGAUCUCGGUAUAAGAGAACUUUAUGCAGUAGAUCGCAGCAAAGCUACUUCUCCUUCAGAUUUGAAGCCCCCACCUUUGCAAGAAGCCUGCCAGAAUCUGGAAGCCAAGCCAAAUGAAGACAAAGGGUUCUUCAAUUUUUUUCGUAGGAGUAAAAAGAAACGAGACCAAACUUCCAGUGCUCCAACAACCCCUCAGCUCAGCAAAGCAAGACCAAACUUAACACAAAGGACAAAUACAGUUUCCAAAUCCUACGAUUCAAACACCAUGCCCUCUAUGCUCUCUGAGGUACCAAAGAAAAGAAUGGCACCCCUGCCACCUAUGCAUCCUCCCCAAAGUGCCCAAAACAGCAUAUCCCGUGGGCAAGUGCGAACUUCAUCUUGCAUUGUGAAAUCUACCACUCAUGAAACCGAAAAGGUUGUGCCAGGAAUUGACAGAUCAAGGGCGGGUUCACUACAACUUAGUGGGUCAUCCUCUUUUAAUUCACCUCUAAGAAGGACAAAGCGCAAAGCUCCUCUGCCGCCAUCUCCACCACCAAAUUCCUCUCAAGAUGACAAUGAUGAUAAUGGGAAUGAAAGAGCACAAGCGUCUGAAGAGGUUAUUUAUGAGAAGAUGGUUUCAGAGGAAGAAAGCCAAGACACAACAGCUCCAGCAGCAGACAUAAUCUCUGAGCCACCUCUGGAAGAAAUUAAAGAAAAGGAAGAAACCAGUUUCAGUCACGAGGCAGAAAGUGAGGGAGAUAAAACAGAGGAUGUGUCUGUGUCAUCUCUAUCUACUGAUGUGAUGGGCGAUAUUACAGAGGAAUUCUGCUAUUCAGGCUCUGACUUGGCAAACGGCUCCAAAACCUCAGAAGAGGAAAUAAUGAUAAUCAGUGACAAGUCUUCUCCUAUCAAGGCUGAUGACUUAUCCACUGGGAGUUCUACAUUUGAAUGUGAUAAAAAGAGUCAAAUUGGGAGUGGUACAUCAACCCAGACCACAGAAACAGAAGAUGAUACCCAAGCAACGGAUAUUAAAGUACUUCAUACUGAGUCUGAGGUGCAAACGCUACCUUACAUGCCUUACAUGAAGCAGAGUGAACCUAUGAUCACUGAUAUUCAAGAUAAUGUCACAGUUUCAGUUAUUGAAACAGAAGGGACUUUGGACCACAGUAGCUCAACAAAAGCCAAAAUGCAGGAUUCAGCUGUUCAGACAGUCAGCUUCGACAGUGAUGUAAGAAUGCAUUGUGUAAGGGACUCUUCACUGACCUCUGAUCCUUCUUUAGGACAGUCAAGUGACUUGGAAAUCCAUGGCCAGUCACUCACACCACCUCAAGUUACUCCUCAACAAGUAGAGGUUUCUAAAAAACAAAUAAAGGCACAGGAAAUUGAAAAUACCAGCAAAGAAAUCCCCAGUGCCAAAGAAAGUAUGCAGAUGCAAACUAUUCUUGAAACGGAAAAGAUGGUGGAGAGCCCAUUAAAAUCUCCAUCAAAAAUCCACCAGUUAUAUAAACAGGAUUCAGAACCUAAACCUUCCAAUGAAAUUACAAGAUCUAAAAUUGGAAUUACUACUUAUAAAAUAGUGCCACAAAGAUCUUUUGAUGCCGAAACUGACAACGCACAGGAUUCCAGUAACCCUAAUACAUUGGCUCAGCUUGACAAAAGGUUACAAAGUCCUUUAGGGACUAAAAGUGUGUCUCCUAUUCAAGCAGCAAGGGAAGCUUUCUUCAGUGAACUCUCUUCAGUAGUUAAAAAUGGAAGUCAUUCUCCUCAGCUGAGGGCAAAUGUAAAUCCCAUGAGCUUGACUUUUGUAAACAACACUGUAACAAGUCAGAAAGACCAUCCUGGAUUAACAAGGAGCUUGUCAUCAUCACCUGUUUUAAAAUCGGAUAAAUCAAAUGUCCCAGACACAAAAUCAGGUUCUGUUAAAGGCCCAAGUUCUUUCUAUUUGCAGAUGCAAAGGAGAGCUUCAAGUCUUUAUGUAACCUCUGCUGCUUCUAAAAUGUCAAAAUCAUCAAGUAGCCCUACCAAAAACACAGUUCCUAACCUAGGAAAAGAUAUUUUGCAAAGAACAAUGAAACCAUCACUGCUUAGUUCAGAUGUUGCACAGAUGACUACCAAACAAGAUAAAAAUAUUUCUGAUGACAAGUCGUUAUUUGCUAAAAACAUGUCAUCAGAGAGAAAUUUAGAACCUGGAACUACUUCCCAGUUAACUAGUAGAACAUCAUCUUCCAUUGAAGAAUUACAGCUGCCUUCCCCAUCACUUGAUCUACGCAAACCCAAUUCAACAAUUAAAGUAGUCCAAAGCCUUGGAGAGUGUGCACCACUAACACAAAAACCUAGAUUAGAUGUUCGGUUGCCUUCUAUAAGUGAAGAUGAACAGGCAAAAGACUUAACAGAUGUGAAGAAAGUUGAAAUAGUUUAUGAAGCCUACUCGGUGGUGGCAAACAGGUGUAACAGCUCUCAGAAUAUUACUGAAAUGGAUAACAAAUUUACAGACAUCAAAAGUGGAAACCCUACAGUUAAUAUUCCUGAAAAGCAUCUGGAAAGUCCUGCAUUCAAUACUAUGAACGAGAGUGAGAACUCUCUGGCUGCUGGAGUAAAAAAUGCGGAAGUUAAGACUGACUCCUUAAAUGCAUUGCAUCUGGAAACUCCUGCAUUCAGUACUGUGCAUGAAAGUGAGAAUUCUCUGUUUGCUGGAGUAAAAAAUGUUGAAGUUAAGACUGACUCCUUAAAUGUAUUGCAUAUGGAAAGUCCUGCAUUUCGUAUUGUGAAUGAAAGUGAGAAUUCUCUGUCUGCUGGAGUAAAAAAUGCAGAAGUUAAGACUGACUCCUUAAAUGAAUUGCAUCUGGAAAGUCAUGCAUUCCGUAUUGCGAAUGAAAGUGAGAAUUCUCUGUCUGCUGGAAUAAAAAAUGCCAAAGUUAAGACUGACUCCUUAAAUAUAUUGCCAGAGGUGACCAAGCGUUUUGAUGUUGAUGACACAACAAGACACUAUGAGAACUCCCUGUCAUCAUCUAGUAGAACUGUGAGAUCACCAAGCUCUCCAACUGGCUCAGCAGUUGCAUUGAGUUUGCAAAAAUUGAGGACUUUUGCCACCCCUCGACCAUUUUCAAUUAGUAAUUCUUCUUCUUUUGUUCCUACCAGUUCCUUAGCAAUUAGACGGUCGCAGUCAUAUACUUCCAGUUCUGCACUCAUUAAACAACCUUUGAAAUCUACUGGCUGGACCUCUGUUGUUUCUCAAACUGAUGUGGAAUUCAGAAAUAACUCCUCUUUCUCUUCAGAAAAUUUACAGGAGCAAUCUGAACAUCAGACAUUAACCGCUGAAAUAAAAUACAGAGUGCAUAGCCCACCACCGCUUCUAGAGAAAAAGACUACUGUAUCUUUUGACAGUUCGGACCCAGAACUCACUCGGCAGAAUUUACUGGCUGCCAUUCGAUCUGGAGAAGCUGCCGCUAACUUGAAGAGGGUACGUGUCCCAUCAAAUGCAAUAUCUAUAAAAGGAAGAUCUAGAAUGAGUGAUCCAGUUUUUUCCGAGACAAAAGAGGAGCUCUAGAACUUCUAAAAUCCAUCAUUCUGUGUCAGUGACUACUCCUUAUCUCUGCAUAACUGUAGAAGGUCCAAGUGUUUCGAAUUAAAUAGAAGUCUAUGUUAGUAUAUUAUGCAAGCAUCUAAGUAACAUUCUUGGACAGAGUUUUGGAAAGCAAAUAAUUUUGUUAAGAGGCCUGCAGGUGUCUGUUUUUGCUAAAGAUUUUAUUUUAGAGAUUACUUAAUAUCAUUCAUUUCAAACCUGCAUUUAUGAAAGGACACAUUCUAAAACGAAAGUUGAUCUUAAGUCUGGUAUAAAUAGUGUAGAACCCCCAUUUUACAUCCCCUGACCUAAGUUUUCCCUCAUUUUACAUUGUUAUUUUGUGGUCCCACCUAUAUAUUAUGCAUAAUACAUUUCCCUAAU
Molecule: messenger RNA, 4900 nt
Organism: Xenopus laevis (African clawed frog)
Lineage: Eukaryota; Metazoa; Chordata; Amphibia; Anura; Pipidae
Gene: cobll1.S
Product: cordon-bleu protein-like 1
Exons: 15
Coding region: 335-4504 (1389 amino acids)
Molecular function (GO): actin binding; actin monomer binding
Source: RefSeq, a predicted model, not a curated record